AUCAUCUUUUUGACUUUACUCUCUCAGGAGCGCAUUGGGAAGAUUCUCGACAUCACCCGUGAAGUCGUCCAUUAUGGAUAUCUCCCGUUAAUAUUGUAUCUGGGAUAUACUCGGAGUGAACCCAAACCUGCGUUGAUUAGCUUAAUCUCUCCUUUCGCAAACUAA
Cladophialophora psammophila CBS 110553 is the source of this 165-nucleotide messenger RNA. RefSeq lists its product as uncharacterized. The record is from RefSeq and is a predicted model, not a curated record. The transcript is spliced from 3 exons. Gene Ontology annotation, biological process: protein insertion into mitochondrial outer membrane; protein import into mitochondrial matrix. The annotation marks the transcript as partial. Gene Ontology annotation, cellular component: mitochondrial outer membrane translocase complex; mitochondrial outer membrane. Lineage: Eukaryota; Fungi; Ascomycota; Eurotiomycetes; Chaetothyriales; Herpotrichiellaceae.